CACCUACAAAGAAUUCAUCAUUUCAUCAUGCCUACAAACUCGGAAAAACCUGUCAUCGCCAUUGUCCAAGGCGCAUGGCAUCGCGCAAUUCACUACCAAGGCCUUGUGCAGUCACUUACCAACGACGGCUUCACAGUCCUUCAGCCCGACAACGUCACAGCUGGCAAAGACGAAGACAUCAAGGGAAAGACCCACUUGGACGACGUGGAAGCUAUCCGAAAAUCUCUUCAACCUUUACUUGACAAGGGCCAGAGAAUCAUCUUGGUUUGCCACAGCUACGGAGGCAUCCCGGGUUCCGCUGCGGUUGAGGGUUACCAGGUUCACGAACGAGAGGCAAAGGGUUUGCCUGGUGGUAUUUCUCAUGUAGUGUAUAUCGCGGCGUUUGCUCUUCCUGUAAAGGGUCUUUCUCUUUUGACCGCCGCUGGAGGAACGCAUGGCCCUUUUCUCGAUAGAACGGACGAUAUCUGCUACCUAAAUGACAAAGCACAAAACUCCUUCUACAACGACUGUGCCCCCGAGGUGGCAAGGAAGGCAAUCAGCGAAUGUGUCAAUCAUAGCACUGCGUCCCUCGAAACACCAGCAGACUUUGUCGCUACGGAUAUUACUGUCCCCAAGACGUAUGUUGUCUGUGAGAUUGAUAACACGGUUCCUGUUCAGGGUCAGUUUGCUAUGGUUGGCGGCAUGGGAGAUGGUGUCACCGUGGAGAGGAUAGAAGCUGGGCAUUGUCCGUUUUUGAAUGAGAAGACUCUGCCUAAAGUUGUGGAGAUUAUCGAGAAGGCUGCCCAGUAGAUAUGGCUUGAAGGGUUUUAGGAAGGUUGAGAAGGGGCUCGGAGGCAGAACUCAAGAUAGGGCGAGA
This is a messenger RNA of Fusarium redolens, 856 nucleotides long. Its product is annotated as Alpha/Beta hydrolase protein. The record is from RefSeq and is a predicted model, not a curated record. Bases 28 to 789 code for a protein of 253 amino acids. NCBI's taxonomy places the organism in Eukaryota, Fungi, Ascomycota, Sordariomycetes, Hypocreales, Nectriaceae. The transcript is spliced from 2 exons.